UUGACUACCGCAACCCAUAUACCACGCUGCUGCUGUCUGCCCCGUCCAGACACCUGCCAUAAGCAUCCAACACACAAACACACCACUUACUCUACGCCCGUCGCUCUCCGCCCGAGAGUGACCCCAUCGCAACAAUACCGUACCUUGGCACCAACGUCACCACGGCUCCCCCCAGGCCCAUACUGAAGAAGCCGGAGCCAUCUUCGCCCAACAUGCCCUCUGCACGCACAAACAUGCCCACUGCCGUAGCCUCCAAGUCGGCCGUCCCCAAGAAGGAGCGCGUCGUUGGCUUCUACGAGGACCCCGUCAUCUCCUUCUGCCGUCCCGUCAACACGUCGGAGAGCUGGGCUGCCUACCACUUUGAGAUGCACGCCAGGAAGUGCGCCCACUGCCACAACCCCUACGAGGUCCACCGCAACCACGAGCAGCUCUGUGACGUCGGCCAUGGCCUAGCCCAGGACGUGGCCCGCUACAUCUACCAGAAGUCGGAUGGAGCCACCUACUCGACCAUGGAGGAGAACAACAAGCUGGUCCGUGUCGAGAUCCCCGCCGGCUACGUCGAGGUGUGCAGUCUCCUCAAGGCCAUUGAACGCAGCCUCCGCCACCGCUCACGCAAGCCCUUUGUCUCCAUGGACCGCAGCUACUACGUCGCUCCCCGCUCGCCCACAAGUUCCACCUCGCCCACCCGACGCAGCAACGCCGUCAAGGUUGAGCAGGAGCCCAAGACCAAGACCACCAAGUCGUCUCGACCACGAUCGGGUGACAUUGUUGACUGGCCUCAGCCCACCACCACCAAGGCUAAGCGACCACUGGCUGAGAUCAGCAACACACCCAACUCCAAGCGCGGCUCCCUCUACGAGGAGGACCUUGCCAAGCAGCGCCGCAACGCAAAGCACUACGCCGUCGAGGUCCGCGAGCCAUCGACCCGGGACAUCCGCGAGCAGCGGUCGUCUGGCUACUACCGAUGAAUAAGGACGUGAAUGUUUUGUCUUGCGCUUUAGAAUACACGAUCUCACGAUUGACACGAUUACUACACCCACCGGUCUCGGCCUAACGAGGCUGGCGCGCGCCGCUGUGCGGACGAGCGCCCGCACUCAACCACUGCGAGGUCGACGGAUGCUGCAAAAGCUCCGCCUGGCCACACGCCACCGCCAAACACAGAGUCGUCAUGUUCCCUUGCAUGCGUUGCUUUUGCGCUGCUUAUACAUGCUGGUUGGACGGUUGAAGGAACGAGGGAAAACACGGGGUACACUUGCGGGAAGGGGGCGGCCUCCACCUUGACGGUGUUGAGGGUAAUGGAUUAUGCACGUCGGGUCUGAGGACCCUGGGAUGAUGCGAUGGAAAAAAAAAAGGCUGGGAUGACGUUGACGGAUGUGGGACUAGGGGAAUUUUUAGUAGCCAGAUAUCACCAAGUAUGUAGUAGUAGCUAAUAAUGGACAUGUUCCUAUUCUC
Exserohilum turcica Et28A is the source of this 1452-nucleotide messenger RNA. RefSeq lists its product as uncharacterized. NCBI's taxonomy places the organism in Eukaryota, Fungi, Ascomycota, Dothideomycetes, Pleosporales, Pleosporaceae. Bases 234 to 968 code for a protein of 244 amino acids. The record is from RefSeq and is a predicted model, not a curated record. The transcript has a single exon.